AUGAGCUACAAUAGCAGAACUAUUGAUUUGAUUCUCAAGGCCCAAGAACCAAAUUAAAAGUAAUUCACGACAUUCCAACAAUUCUUUAAAUCCAAUAACCCACCACCACUCUUAUUUGAAAAAAACAUUACUCCUAAGAAUGUCAAAGCUUAGCGUUCCUUUUCUAAUAAAACAUAGGAUUCAAUCAAAGAAACAAAAAGAAAAAGCUUAAGUCAACUUAAAUACCCUGAAUACAGAAUGUUGAAAAUAUAUGCAAGAAUCAAGCCAGGAGAAUGCUAACUUAAUUAUGACAAGUAAUCAAUUCUCAUUGAAACUAACCCUUAUAAUUUUGAUAGAGUAUUUGAAUAAUCAGCUACAUAGGGUGAUAUUUUUGACAUAGUGGCAAAAUAGACAGUUGAUGAUUUUCUAAAUAAUAUAAAUGGGUGUUUAAUAGCAUACGGAUAAACUGGAAGUGGAAAAACAUUCACUAUGUUUGGGGAAUCCAGCAACCCUGGUAUAGUUUUAAGAACAUUCACGCAUUUGUUUUCAAGAAAUUAAGAAACAAUUUAUGUUUCCAUUCUCGAAAUCUACAAAGAUCACGUGUAUGAUCUUGUAUCUGGUGUUUAAGAUUUAAAAUUGAAAGAGGACCUUUAAUUAGGUUUCUAUGUUGAUGGAUUAAAAAAAAUUAAAGUUGACAAAUUAGAAAGCUGUUAGGAAUUACUUUAAAUAGCUGAAGAAAACAGACAUGUGGCUGAAACUAAAUUGAACGCUCUUAGUAGUAGAAGUCAUUUGAUCUUGACUAUUUAAAUGGGAAAAACAAAGCUUCAUUUAGUUGAUUUAGCAGGGAGUGAAAAGGUUAAUAAAACUGGGGCAAUUGGUGAAACAUUGUAGGAAGCAAAAAAAAUUAAUUAUUCAUUGUCAUGUUUAGGACAUGUUAUCCAAUGUUUAUCAUAGGGAUAGGAUCACAUUCCAUAUAGGGAUUCUAAACUUACUAAAUUGUUAAUGGACAGUCUAUAAGCAGAUUGCAGAACAUCAAUUAUUGUGACUCUCUCUCCUGAAAGUAAAAAUUAGGAUGAAACUGUUUCGUCUUUAAAGUUUGCUUAGAGGGCUAGGUUUAUUAAGAAGGAAAUUAGAAUUGCAACCCAGAAAAAAACAUAUAGAGAUUUAGAAUUGGAAAUCACUCAACUUAAAUAGGAACUAUUGGAAACUAAAUAAAGAAUGAGUUAGACGAGUUCAGUUUCAUAGUUUCAAUGUCGAUACACUACUGAUUCUGAAAUCCCAUGCACUGAGAGUUUGAGAUUAACUUAUAGAAGCAUGACUAAUGAAAACAAGGAAAAUUAUUUGCCUAAUCUCAAAACUUAAGAAAAUAAUACUUAGUUAGAAUUAGAAAAUAAGAUCAAUUAAAUUUUGGUUGAAUUACAGGGAUUGAACAAAGAGUAGAGUCUUGAUAAUGUGAAAAGAUAGGUUGCUAAAAUAAAUGAAUUAACUAUUGACAUGAAGAAAACCUAUAAAGUUUUAGUUAGUACUCAAGGCUUGAAUAAUAACUAGUUACAAAUUCAAAGUCAAUUUAUUGAAACUUAACAAGAACAAAAUAAGUAGUUACAGAAGAUUGCUGAAUAAAUAUCUAGUAUGGAUUCUAGCAAACCAAGUUUCAAUAUAGCUAUCAAUAAUAUGAUUAAGAAUCUUUAAUAAUAAUAGAAAUAGAACAUUGAGGAUAUGUAAUCUAAAUUAGAAAAGGUGUAUUAUGAUAUUAAAAAAAAUACAACUGUUUAAGACUAUAAUUUAAAUCAUUUAGCAUUGAAAUUAGUUGCAUCUCCGAAUAGAUAACAAUAAUAAUAACAAUAACAAUAAAUUAAAAGAUCUUAAUCAAAAACAAAUAUAAAUCCUUCUGUUAAGUAUUUAAAAAAUAAAAAAUGA
This is a messenger RNA of Paramecium tetraurelia, 1896 nucleotides long. RefSeq lists its product as uncharacterized. The transcript is spliced from 4 exons. Gene Ontology annotation, biological process: microtubule-based movement. The record is from RefSeq and is a predicted model, not a curated record. NCBI's taxonomy places the organism in Eukaryota, Ciliophora, Oligohymenophorea, Peniculida, Parameciidae. Gene Ontology annotation, cellular component: microtubule; kinesin complex. Gene Ontology annotation, molecular function: microtubule binding; ATP hydrolysis activity; microtubule motor activity.